AGAAUUUUGACCUGCUGCCAGCUGCCCUGCCAUCUCAGAGAAUCGGCGGUCCAGGCUGGCAACACAGUCAAUGAAUGCAUCAGACCAACCAGCCAAGACUCACUCGAGCCCUCGUCUCUCUGGAAGGGCCACUGGCCGGGGAACGCGACUCGCCAAAGCCCACGUAUCCAAAAACUUGGGGUGACUUUACGGCCAGGUCGUACGCAUCCUAUCUCAUCGCCUUACUGUCAGGGCAGUAUCGCCACACCCUUGCACGCCCGAGCCACUUUGAGCUCAAGUCACCUUUCGACGUCAGCCCAUACCUCACUCACUCUUGUCAUCCCCAUCUGCCAAGCCAGCCAGAGGCCAGGCCAGCCAGAGGCCAAGCCUAUACUCACUGGACACUCACUCGAGCUCACCGGCAACCACCAGGACGCGCUUCUGGCGCCCGUCUAGGCCCUCGGGUACCCUGCAGCACACGAAGCCGCGGAUCAUGGUCCAUUGGCACAUGACGUCUUGCCUCCAGCCCAUCUGAAAAUCUACCAUUGUGGAUCAUGGCAGACCAAACCGCAGACGGUGCUGCCGUCGCGGCAGCUGACGUUGAAACCACGCCAGCUGUCGCCGCCGCAUCCUUGGACCGCGCUGAUGACACAACCCACAAACGGCGAGCCGAGGACAACGCCGCCGCCUCUCCUCGCAAGAAGCCCAGGAACGACCAGGCAGAGGCGGAGACAUCAGAUGGCGUUGACGAGGGACAGGUUGAUUCUGAUUCAGAGUCAAAGGCAAGCGCCUCGUCCAAGAAGCCAGGCCGGACAUGGAACAGCGGCAUCACCACACAGCUCCGCACCUCUUUUGGAUCCUCAUCCAGGUCCUCCAAGUCGAAUGCUGCGAAACCUUCACCCAAACCCACAGCUGCUCCUGACGAGCAUCCUCCUCCCCCGGGUCAAUUGGCCCCAGAGGUCUGCAACGAACUAGUCGCCACCGUCAAAGCGGGUGAGGCGUCCGUCCUCCCUGCAGUCAAGGAACACGAAAGAACGUGGGAAUUGCCUCCGUUCAAGGCCGACUUCCAAGGCGAAACCUGGGAUGACAUCUUCAGAUCCAUGUUUUCUCAGUGGUCUACAGAUUUCAUGUCUACAAAUCAGGCUAAUGUCGAAGCGGUCGGCCUUGGUCACAAGUUUUUGACCAAGAUGUACCUCCAAACACUGAAUUCGCUGCCUGGCGUCAAUCAGACUCUGGUCAAAGUCUCUCAGGCGCAUUUGCAUCGUACCUCCAAACGCAGCCUGCUGAAAAGGGUUGCCAAAGGAUGGAAAGAGUCACCGAGCGAAGGAACACGCAGGAAAAACCAGACCACGGAGCAGACCAAGGUAGAGACCGGGCAAGAAAACCAACCACCGGAGGAGCCGAAGCAGCCGCCUAAGAGACAAACGAGAGCCUCUUCUAAGAAGGCCGAGUCGACACCAGACAGUGACACGGGCAGAUCGGCCGACUCUUCUGACCGGAAGCCCUCGGCAGCGUCUUCCGGGCCUUCCAUUCCUGACAGUUCUGUGCCUCCGCUGUCUGACCUGACUGCCGAGAAGCAGCCACCCUCUGCCACAGAGGAUGAUGUUGUCCCAAUGUAUGAGGGCCAGGACGAGGGCCAAGACGAACCUGGCAAGGACCAGAGGUCCAACAACAUGUUUUCGGAUCGAACGAAGGCCGAAAGCAAGACAGUCGCUCCAACAGAAGACGAGCUCGAGCAGCGCCACCGUUAUUUUCCAGGUGUUACAGAUGAUGCUGUGUUCUGUCUCACUUGCGCCUCUUACGGCCACAACACAUCGGGCUGCCCAGAAGCAACCUGCAAAUUUUGCCAACAAGACCAUUUCUCCUACUCGUGUCCGUCUCGCCAGAGAUGCACAAAGUGCAAGCAGCUUGGCCAUGCAAAAGCUUCUUGCAAAGAGAAACUUGCAGUGGCUGCAGGUGAAGGCUUCAUGGAAUGUGCUUUUUGCCAGGCCCAAGACCAUCAGGAGGAGCAAUGCCCCGAGAUUUGGGAAACAUAUCGACCAAACAUAGGCCAUAUUAAGCAGGUCAGGUCAGUCCCUAUUUUCUGCUACUGUUGCGGGGCGGAGGGCCACUUUGGCACGGACUGCGGCCUUGCCGAUCGCAAAUUGCCGCCUAGCGCGACGUGGAGCAACGCAGGAGCGUCUCUGUAUAUCGAUCCCGCGAGCUUGGAGGAAGCUAUCGCGUUCAGGAACCCCCUACCAGGACCCCAGGCAGACUCAGCCCCUGUCAUUCCGGGUCGGAGCAUCAAGCCACAGUCCCACAUCAUAUUCGAAGACAGCGGCGACGAGGAUGCCUCUGGCCAAGGGUUUCUCAGGGCACCGGCUUCUGGGCCCCGACGCCAAGGUCAGAUUCAGAUAACGUCGAACAUCAACUUUGGGGCCCCGGCCGGCCCUUCGGCUCAGAAUGGCGGUGCUGCCCAGCAGGACUCUUCACAAGCGGGCAAGCGGCGAAAGCAGCGUGCGGCGAAUGGGCCAGCUUCUUUACCUCCCAAACCCCAGACCGCAGCCCCUGCCCCUCCCCAGCAGGCUUCUAAGAAGGGCAAGAACAAUAAGAAGAACGGCAAGAACCCCCAGCAGAAGCAGCAACAGCCACCGCUACCGCCAGGCCCACCUCCUGGUAGCAGAGGCUGGCGCCCCCCGGAGUUUCAAGCACGAAGUAGUAAUAGCUCACGAGGACGAGGGGGCUUCAGCAGCCUGGGUCGAGGCGGGCGGCGGGGCGGCGGACGAAACUGAAUGGGUCCCAGCAGUGGGCAGUGAGUAUGCACAAGCGGUGUAGCAAUGUGGAUCCGGUGGAUACGCAUUUAACGGUGCGCCUGAGCAGCAAACAGGUAUCAGGAGAAAGCCAUCGUGGGUUAUUGACCCGUAAAGGAGUGCUCCUGAUAGUGCGACGUCCACUGACGAUUGCCAAGAAGUUUUGGGUGGCAGCACAUGCCAUAGAAUUACUUCUACGAGAGCGUGUUGACGUGACUUAUUAUUGUUUGCUUCGUUGAGGUGCCUGUGACGACCCCGGGACCUGCCUUCGAUCUGACCGUAAGAAAAUGGUCAAAGCUUGUCAGGUCUGGAUUGGGCUCGCCAUGCGCCUACCAGGCAGCUUCAUGGAGCUGUGCUGUGUGAGAUAGACCAGCUAUCCUGUCAAGCUCUAGAAUCGUAAGAAUACACGAUGCCUCUUGAAAAGGCGGUACGACAUCGAGAGAGAUUUAAUUGCGGUGGAUUGUUCUCAAUUAAUUCAAUCGCAUGCAACCUUGGAUUUUAGCCGAGAGGG
Diaporthe batatas is the source of this 3279-nucleotide messenger RNA. RefSeq lists its product as uncharacterized. The coding region runs from base 534 to 2750 and encodes 738 amino acids. The record is from RefSeq and is a predicted model, not a curated record. NCBI's taxonomy places the organism in Eukaryota, Fungi, Ascomycota, Sordariomycetes, Diaporthales, Diaporthaceae. Gene Ontology annotation, molecular function: nucleic acid binding; zinc ion binding. The transcript is spliced from 2 exons.